GUCAAUCUCGUAUUGAGCCCCGGUCUGCAAACCAUGGGCAAGUUGCUCUCUUUUCUCUUUUUCUUCUAUGCCCUUAUCUCUCUUUGUCAAUCCAGGAGAUUUGUUUUCAUAACGCCAAGCGUUCUCCAAGUGGGCAUUGAACACAAAGUGAUCGUCACGUUAUACAAUGACGUCCGAAAGAAUGUCGGUGUGAAAGUCAGCGUCGAGCUGGAGGAUAGAACGAAGAUCUAUUCGGGAACAGCAGUACAAGUGUCAGGACAACAAGGUGAAUCCGUUCAGGUUUCUAUCCGGGUUCUUCAAGAAGCGCUAAAGAAUCUAUCACCGACACCUCAACACGUGUACGUGCGCGCGAAGUCGACGAGUCGAAGGUUUCCGUUCAACAAACGCAAGCGAGUUGCGCUCUCGUUGAAGUCGUUUUCGGUCCUCGUGCAAACAGACAAACCGGUCUACAUAAGAAAUGAUGAAGUCAAUAUCAGAAUCAUUACAGUCAACAGUCGACUCGUUUCAAAACCUUUGGAAAACGUUGUAGUAGACAUUCUGGACCCUAGAAAUGUGACUGUGGAUCGAACUGAAAUCAAUUCAGCUCAAGAACAAAAAAUCACCAGAAGAAAGAUACAACUGGGAAUCAAUCCUGUCAUUGGAGAUUGGACCAUCCUAGCUAAAUAUGGAUUCAAAAAAAAUUUGACCUCACGAUUCAAUUUUAAAGUGAAAGAUUACGUUCUUCCACAGUUUGAUGUUAAGAUUACUCCUCCACUCUACGUGCUGAAAAGGAAUCAGCACAUUGAAUUAUCUGUUCAAGCCAAGUAUACGUUUGACAAAGUGCUACUUGGAUAUGUGGCAGUAGAGCUCGGUGUGUGGAUAAGCAAGUCCAAAAUCUCGGUCUUCCGUAAAACCACUCACUUUCUUGUAAUAAUUGUUUGCCUACAUGUCAAUCUAGUAAGUAACUCUUUCAUCUGUACCUUAUUGCGUCUGACAUUGCAGUUACCGAACGACCACGGAAGCAAGAACUUAACGAUUCCAAACUCCGGUUACGGAGUCUUCCCUUUCGGCAAGAGAUUGUGGAUACGAGCAACAGUGACCGAACGAGGAAGUGGAGUGAGAUUCACGAAGACGGAUAUGACGGCUACAUUCACAUGCAGCCCAUACAGAAUCGAGUUUGACCGCUCAAAGCCGUUUUACACACCUGGCAUGCCGCUUGAGUCAAGUGUAAAAGUGACGUAUCCUAAUGGUCAUCCAGCAGCGGGAAUCAAUUUGAAUUUUAGUGAUCAGUUCGGUCAAAAGUAUACGUCUAUCUCUGAUAACAAUGGCUUUGCCAAGCUAACUCUCAACACGAACAGAAAUUCAACAAACAUGACUUGCCAAGUAAAACCUGCCGGAGAACAAGUGAUCACCGAGUUUGUUUACUUACCAUUUGAACCUACUUGUACCAAUCCUAGCAGUCAGUUUACAAUUAAGUUAGGACCAACAGACAGUGCAAUGAUAAAGGUCGGCAAUGUCUGUCAAUUUGAAAUUAUUGUAACAGAACUAACUCAGAAGAAGAUUGACAUGACGUUCCUCGUCUUUUCUCACGGACUAAUUCAGCACUCGACUACGUCGUCAUUAUCUAAAGGAUUUAACACACUCUGUUUAUUCAUUGAACCGCAUUGGUCAGAAAAGUUUCACUUGAUUGGCUACUACUACGAUCAGAGCUGCGAUAGCAUUAGCGCCGACGUUCUAGCCGUCCAAGUGGAGCCAGAUUUUUCAAAUAAAAUAGAAAUACGGCCACAGAUGACUGCAGUAUCUCCCGGCUCAACGGUUACUUUGGAAGUUCGCACAGAACCAAAUUCAGACGUAGUUCUUUUGGCAGUCGACAGUGAUAUGUAUGCACUGAACAACAAGAAUAAACUUACGCGUGAACAGGUAUUUGAUCACUUGAAAGAUUUUGACAUAUCAUGUCCAGUAGAAGAUUUCAAUUCUGAGGGAUUGUUCAAUGCUAUUGGAUUGUCUGUCCUUACUAAUCUCGAUUUCACCACAACAGAGAGAGCAGACACAAGAUGCCCGGGACAACAAACUCGCAGAAAACAAAACGCUCAAGAAAACGAGAACGACAAAUGCUGCACACGUUUUGUAGUGUCACUCGAAGCAAAACUAAGAAACGAGAUAGAAAAUCUAACAAUUAACAAGCAAGAAGAAAUGUUAAACACUCUCUGUAACAGUGCGCUUGAAACACUAGUUGAAGGACAGACAAGAGUACAUUCAUUGAGUUUCAGGUGUGUCCUCACGGACGAUUGUUUAGAGAAAUUGGUUGAAUACUGCCCAGGUAAAAGAGAAUGUGGAAUCGAAGUAGUUGGUAACUAUCCUAUUGAAGACGAACUUAUUCGGAGAUCAUAUUUUCCUCACGUCUGGCUUGUGGACAAGACAUUUACCAGCGACCAAAAUGGCAUUUUGAGAACGACCGUUAACGUUCCCGACUCCAUUACGAGCUGGAUAUUGCAAGGAAUGAGUCUAUCAAGCAGCGGAUUUGGAGUGGCAAAACCCAAAACACUUCGAGCAUACAAAUCAGUCUUCAUUGAGUGUCGAAUGCCAUUUUCCGCUCGGCGUCUAGAACAAAUAUCAAUUGUUUGUCUCGCGUACAACUUUAAUGGAAAUGACUUAUAUGCUCUAGUGCAGCUGUUGAACAUACCGGAAAGCAUUUGUACGAGUGCAGGAGUGGGAAGUACACAAUUCAUUACGAGAGAGUUAAUUCCAAAGGGAACGUCCUCCCAUCCCAUUGUUAUCCAUGUUGUGCCGUUGGAUUUGGGAACUCAUCGCUUGACUGUACGACUGCUUACCACUAUGGGGACAGAUGAAGUUGUUUACCAUCUUAAAGUUGAACCGGAAGGAAUCAGGAUCGACCAGCUAUUCACGGUUGAGUUAGACCCACAAGAUCUAAACUUUCCAAGAAGACAGCGCUGUCGCUCAGCUCCUGAUCCAGAGCUUGAACAAACCUGUUUUGACAGUCGAAGUUGCUCCGCUCGAACACACAACGGUGCAAGAAUGACCAAAGAUGAAUGCUGUGACGUCAGAAAUUUUUAUUGGACUCCACACGGAUGGGGAGACAACUGUGAGACAUGCCCUCUUACUGGAAUUUAUCGUAGAACUAAUGUAAGCAAAGUCGAAAAUGGCAAAGCACAAGACAACUAUUUCCGUCUUGUUUUACCAGAAGAUGUCGUCCCGGAGUCCGACCAAGCAUUUGUCACUAUUACAGGCAGUUACCUGCAGAACGCAAAGAUCAGAUCACCCCGCGCAAAGCAGCUUCAGGGUCUUCCAAGCGACACCAACGAGCAAACAGUGUUCGCUCUCGGAAUCAGCGUCGCAAACCUCCGAUACAUGAAAUUUAUGGGUAAAGACGGAUCGUCACAGUACAGAGAUCUACUCUCAGCUACUAAACAAACCUUUCAAAAUGUCAUCGAUCAGCAGAACAAAAAUGGAAGUUAUCGAGCGUACUGGUCUCAAUCUUCAACCUACUUUAUGGCUACAACGUUGACAAUACUGACGUCUGCUUCAGAGUUUGUAUUUGUCGACAAGAAAAUUUUGGAGGACGCCAAAGAUGUCGUAGCCAGUCGAAUGAAAGAUAGCUGCAUAUUAGAAGACCAGGAAUCAGACAUGAAUUUCAACAUAGUCUCAUUAGCUGCUCAUGCCAUCGCCUCAUUUUCCGGGAAAAUAAGUCGCAAAGUCUUCUGUCCUAAAUCGGGUUCUGACAACUGUAUCUGCUGCUCUAAUCAUCGGAUCAUCAACAGCUUUAGACGCUGGAGAAGAGAUGCCGACGAUUACACGCGCUCUUGGGUGUUUUAUGCCAUGACGCUCGCCUGUCUGCCACAAAAUGGCGACAACUGUUGUAACGAAACCUUUCGGGAAAUUCUCCGCGUUGACAUGUGCAAGGCAGCCCAAACACGAAAAGGCAGGAGAUUUUGGUCAGACGAACCCGAUGCUGAUGAUGUUGCUACCUCUAGAGCGAUCACGACAACAGCCAUCAUGUUGUGCGCAUACGUAGCAAAGGGAGAUAUUGAAGAAGCUAGGCCAGUCGCUCGUUGGUUGAGCAGUGUUCGCAACACGAACCUGGAGCUUCCAUCAACGGAAAGUACUUACUGGACGCAGGAAUGCUUGACUGCCUUUUCAAGAGUGUUACAGCAGCAGCGAAAUCUCAAAGUGAAAUCGUCUGUUGUCAACGACUCGUUUGCAAACACAGUGAAAGUGGAUGACAGCAACAGAGACGUGGAACAAUCGUUUAAAAUUCCAUCAGAAGGUUUGCUGAAAGUCACAACGACAGGAAAUGGAGUGGGAUUCAUGCAGGUUAAGCUGAGCUACAACACGAUCAAAUACAAUAACGAGAAGUGCCACUUUACCUUUACAGUAAAUACCAGCAACCUUAAUAAUUCAACAGAAAACGAAAAGCAAGUUCUAGUUUCAUUAUGCAUAAGGCAUCAGUUAACUGUCUCUGCCAAUUCUGUGACCGUCGAAGUUAAGAUCCCUACAGGAUACUCUCCUUGUGAUGAAGCAACUAUGGGGAAUACGAAGGACAAACGUUGUCUUGAUGAAAUCUUACUCAAAAUGGGAGAUCAACUUGGUUUGGAAAGCUAUGAAAAUUAUGAUUCUACUGUGUUCUUCCAUCUCAAACAGGUGCCUUCAAAGACAGAUUUGUGCAUCCAUUUCAAACUACUUGAAAAGUUGUCCGUUCAGUCUCGCACCCCAGUCUUUGCUAAAGUCUAUAAAGACGAAGAGCGAGGUGCGUACUGUGCUGUGCCGUACUCAGUCGACAACAAGGACGAGACGCUGACGUUGCUCGGCUGCUCCAAAAACUCAGCAACGUUGUGCGUAUGUGCAGCAGGUCGUUGCCCAAAACUGGGACCAAUCAAGAACAGAAUAUGCCAGGCCUGCAAUCAUCAUCACUACGCAUUCAAAGUUCGAGUGACAAAGAUAGUCCAGAAAGACGCCUGGUAUCAAAUAAGAUGUGACCUUCAACAGGUCAUCAAACCCGGAACGCAUCCUACCAGCAAUCGCAUUCUAUUCUGGAUGCGAGACGUCUGCUAUAGUAAAGUCAAUCUCAAAGUUGAAGAGACAUAUCACGUCAUGGGACUGGAGAGCUCAAAGUUCGUUUUAGAUCACAACUCGCUGAUCGAAGAGUGGCCCAAGUAUACUGACCGAGCCGACCCCAAUUGCAUAAAAAGAAAGGCCGACGCUUGCAUUCGCAAAAAGUGCAAAAGCAAGGGCAGGAGAGGAGGGAGAAGACACAACGAUUGCGUAAACAGCAAGAAGACAAUUUGCAAACGGCAGGCGAAAGGCAACUGCUUGACCGGUUUUACUCAUUACUUAGAGGACAUGGGCAUUGGGCAUGUGUGCGAGAGAAGCGACCUUUGCAAAUGAACGCGGUCUCGGAGAAGACAUGACCUGAAACGUUUGUGAGUACCGGUAUAUCUGGUCUUGCCGUUUGUAAGAUAGAUAGAUGAUCGUUGAGUUAAAUCGAGCUGUCUCGGCUUGCGAUUCUAGUUUAAGACAAUUUCAAGUGUGUUUCUCACAGUCUGAAAUAUGUGACAGGAUCUCGUUCAA
Messenger RNA from Corticium candelabrum, 5565 nucleotides. Its product is annotated as A.superbus venom factor 1-like. The record is from RefSeq and is a predicted model, not a curated record. Gene Ontology annotation, cellular component: extracellular region. The transcript is spliced from 42 exons. The coding region runs from base 34 to 5382 and encodes 1782 amino acids. NCBI's taxonomy places the organism in Eukaryota, Metazoa, Porifera, Homoscleromorpha, Homosclerophorida, Plakinidae. Gene Ontology annotation, molecular function: protein binding; endopeptidase inhibitor activity.